Molecule: messenger RNA, 1342 nt
Organism: Stegastes partitus (bicolor damselfish)
Lineage: Eukaryota; Metazoa; Chordata; Actinopteri; Pomacentridae
Gene: ntm
Product: neurotrimin
Exons: 8
Coding region: 1-921 (306 amino acids)
Source: RefSeq, a predicted model, not a curated record
AUGCCUCGGACGUGGAAUGGCAAGUGUGCACAGGGCGACGUCGUCACACACACAGCAUGGCUAAACCGGUCGAGUAUACUGUACGCCGGAGAAGACAAGUGGUCGGUGGAUCCCAGAGUGAGUCUGGUGACCCUCAACCAGGAGGAGUUCACCAUCAAGAUCGAAGACGUGGACAUGACGGACGAGGGGCAGUACGUGUGCGCGGUGCAGACGAGCAGUCGACCACGAACCACCUCGGUGCACAUCCUGGUCCAAGUGCCACCAAAAAUCAUCAACCUGUCGAAAGACAUUGUGGUAAAUGAAGGCUCCAACAUCACCCUGUUGUGCCAAGCCAGCGGUAAACCAGAACCUUCCAUCAGCUGGAAGCUCAUCUCCUCUUCAGGGGACCUGGCGUCGGACGACGAGUACCUGGAAAUCCCGUCCAUCUCCAGACGGAGAGCGGGGACGUACGAAUGCACAGCUGUCAACGAUAUCGACACAGAUGUGCAGACCGUAGACAUCACGGUCAACUAUGCUCCAACUGUGUCAGAGGGCAGAGACGUCGGAGUGACUCUGGGCCAGAGAGGAGUGCUGGAGUGCGAGGCUGAUGCAGUGCCCGAGGCAGAUUUUGAGUGGUAUAAAGAUGACAGAAGAAUCCUCAAUGGUUUUGAUGGCAUGGAAAUCGUCAACACCGGAUCACUCUCAAAGCUGACAUUCUUUAACGUGUCUGAUGGAGAUUAUGGUAACUACACCUGUGUCGCCAUAAACAAACUUGGGAGCUCAAACACAAGCUUUCUUCUGUAUGUGGUAAUUGAACCCACUAGCUCAACGCUAUUGCAAGGACCGAGAGCAGUCCAGGAUGGCAGCGGCGGUGCGAUGGGAGUGCACUCACACACCUGUCUCCUCUUCAUAGUGUUUCUGCCCUUCCUGCUCAGAUUUUGAAGAGGAAUGGAUUUGAACACAAGUGUUUUGUGUGUAUGUGCGUGCGUGUGUGUGUGUGUUUGUGUGUGCGCGUGAGUGUGUGUGAGUGUGUGUGAGUGUGAGAGAGUGUGUGUUUAUUUUUUUUUUCAACCGGAACCAUAAACUGAUGCACAGCGAGUGCAUGAAAUAUCCUGCAACGUAUUGAUGUUGACCCACUAAAUAAGUACGUGAUAAGUUUCUGUUGGGUUAUUUUUUUUUCUUUGUUUGUUUCUUUUUCUUCUUAGAUUUCAAGGAUGUAACAAAUGUUUCACCUUUUAAUUGAAUUUUAUUGGAUAUUUUUGUCACUAAAUUAUAUUAUUCUGGAUUAGCUCUUUUUAUGUACACAUCUCGAGAAAAGGAAAAAAAAAAAAAAAAAAAGGAUUUCUAAAUGUGAUUUCUCUUA